This is a messenger RNA of Bolinopsis microptera, 672 nucleotides long. RefSeq names its product partner of Y14 and mago-like. NCBI's taxonomy places the organism in Eukaryota, Metazoa, Ctenophora, Tentaculata, Lobata, Bolinopsidae. Bases 1 to 672 code for a protein of 223 amino acids. Gene Ontology annotation, cellular component: exon-exon junction complex; cytoplasm. Gene Ontology annotation, molecular function: RNA binding. Gene Ontology annotation, biological process: exon-exon junction complex disassembly. The record is from RefSeq and is a predicted model, not a curated record. The transcript has 7 exons.
AUGACUAUUACUGGCAACUUGACGACUGACAGCGAAGGAAACAUCGUUCAGACGGGUGGUAGUCUGCAGAACGACGAGAAGUUAGGUCAAACUCUACACAAAAUGCUAACUUGCAUCCCAGCUCUGACGAAUACCCUCCCUCGGGAUGCCCAGGGGAGGAUGUUCAUUCCUGCGACCCAAAGAGCUGACGGAUCUUGGAGGCCUGUCAAAUACGUGAAAGAGGGGUACGUACCACAAGAUGAAGUAGAUUCCUACCGCAGUAAAGGUAAAAUCUUCUCUGAGGGAGUAAAAUCAGUGGGUGUGCCUGGUUAUACCGGCCCAGCAAAGCAGGGCGGAGCAGAGGAGCGAGUAACUAAUGCGGAUCUCUCUUCCAAGUCGAAAAUGUCUAAAAACCAGAAGAAGAGACAGAAAAAGAAGGAGAAGAAGAACACUGACGAAUUUGAAAUAGAAGAGAUAACAGAUAAGGUGUCAGAUAUAAAAGUAAGCUCGGAACCAGCUAAUCAGCAGCCAGCUGAUGUGGACAAGAAGAAGAAAAACCUCCUUAAGAAAUUGCGUGCUAUAGAUGAUCUGCAAGCAAAGGUAGAGGAUGGGUCAGUGGUACCCGACAAGGAGCAGUUAGAGAAACUGGGGAGAAGAGGCGAAAUUGAGGCUCAACUUGCAGCACUCUCGUAA